AUGCCCGGAACAAACGGAACAAACGGCACCAACGGAACCAACGGAACCAACGGCAAUCCCAUCUCACCAGAGUUCCGCGCCAAACUCGACGAUGACCGAUUCCACAACCACAGACUCGGCUCAUGGCUUCCCUCCGACCGAAAAGUCAUUAUCGCAUGGACCAAACAGCUCAUGGACCGCAUCCGGUCCACACCUAGAAACGCAGCUCUAGAUCCCACUCUGAUCGCUCUAAAAGCUCUCGUCGACACAGAUGUCAUACUGAAGCCGCUUUCUGAUAACAUGUUUACUGAGGUCCCGAAUGUGCCGCCUUAUAACGAGGAUCCGGAAGGUAAUCAGGAACUUCGAUCGUUCUCGGAGAUGCUGGAGGCGUUCAAUGUGCUUCUUACUAUGGGGCCGCAGUGGAAUGAUAUUGCGAAUCAGGUGGGAUUGAUUGGGUGUCCUUUCAAUGCUAUUCUUGAUUGGCCUAUGGCUACUGCAUCUGGGUAUAUGUUCUUUUUGUAUCCCUCUGUCAAUGCUCGUUUGAAGGCUAUGCUUGAUAAAUGGGAACAAUACUUGGUUGGCCCAGACUCGAUUGAAGUCUUACUGCCACCAAACGGGUGGCUCGGUGAAAACGGCGGUCUAACACCCAUGCUCAACAUGGCCAACUCCUCCGGCCUCCAACCAAAAACAACCUACACCUUCCCCCAAAUCUUCGACUGUCCCGACCCCACCGACCCCAACACCUACGGCUUCCAAUCCUGGGACCACUUCUUCACGCGCGCCUUCAACACCGGCAUGCGCCCCAUCGCCAGCCCAGAAGACAACACCAUCAUCGUGCACGCGUGCGAGUCGGCGCCCCUCCAAUACCCCGUCACCAAAGUUCAACUCAGCGACAACUUCCAAGGCAAGAACCAGAAAUACUCGCUCAUCGACAUGAUGAACCAAAACCCGCUGGCGAGCCAGUUCGUCGGCGGGACGGUCUACCAGGCGUUCUUGUCGUGUUUGAGUUAUCACCGCUGGCAGGCUCCUAUUUCGGGGACGGUGGUGGAGACGGAUUUGGUGGGCGGGAUGUAUUAUUCGCAGAAUGUGUAUCAGACUUUCUUUGGGCAUUGGCCGAUCGGGAAGGAUACACCGGAUCCGGCGGGCCCGACGUUCUCGCAGCCGUAUAUUGCGAGUGUGGCGGCGAGGGGGCUGAUUUAUAUACAGGCGGAUAAUCCGGAUAUUGGGUUGGUGUGCUUUAUUGCGAUUGGAAUGAGUGAUACUUCGGGGUGUGAGAUUGAUGUGGUGCCUGGUCAGCAUAUUAAUAAAGGCGAACAAAUGGGCAUGUUCCACUUCGGAGGAUCAACUCACUGCCUUGUAUUCGGCCCCCAGGUCCAGCUAGAUUGGAUCGGCAUUCCAGCUCCAGACUCUCCUUUGUGGCCAGCUACUUUCAGUAGUCCAGACAACAUGCCAAGCUUUCCUGUUGGUAGCACUCUGGCUAGAAUCAUCCCCAGUGGCAAUAGCACCCAGGGUGCAGCGAAGAAGCAGAGAUUGAAUUGA
Cadophora gregata is the source of this 1518-nucleotide messenger RNA. RefSeq lists its product as uncharacterized. The transcript has 4 exons. NCBI's taxonomy places the organism in Eukaryota, Fungi, Ascomycota, Leotiomycetes, Helotiales, Ploettnerulaceae. The coding region runs from base 1 to 1518 and encodes 505 amino acids. Gene Ontology annotation, molecular function: phosphatidylserine decarboxylase activity. Gene Ontology annotation, cellular component: mitochondrion. Gene Ontology annotation, biological process: phosphatidylethanolamine biosynthetic process. The record is from RefSeq and is a predicted model, not a curated record.